This is a messenger RNA of Nycticebus coucang (slow loris), 816 nucleotides long. It is a transcript of the gene LCN10, whose product is annotated as lipocalin 10. Lineage: Eukaryota; Metazoa; Chordata; Mammalia; Primates; Lorisidae. The transcript has 6 exons. Gene Ontology annotation, molecular function: small molecule binding. The record is from RefSeq and is a predicted model, not a curated record. Bases 1 to 552 code for a protein of 183 amino acids.
AUGAGGCCGGGGCCACCAGUCUUGUUGCUGGUCCUGGUCCUGGCUGGGGGUUCCCAGCCACAGGAGUGGCACCCCAAGGAGGCCCACAACCUCAACUGGGACAAGUUUUCAGGGUUCUGGUACAUUCUGGCCGUGGCCAGUGACGCACAGGGAUUCUUGCCAGCCAGAGACAGAAGGAAGUUGGGGGCAUCCAUAGUGAGGGUGAAGAAGACAGACCAGCUCAAGGUGGUCACUGCCUUUAGCCGAUCACAGGGUUGCCAGUCACAGGAGGUGACCCUGAGGAAGGACAGGAAGAAGGCUGUGUUCAGGAACACCUUGAGAGGGGUGAAGGCCUUCCGAGUGCUGGCCACCGACUACAGCUACGGCCUGGUCUACCUGCAGUUGGGGAGGGUGGCCAUCACCCACAGGACCCUGCUGCUCCUCCAUAGACAGAAUGUGUCAAGUUUCCAGAAUCUGAAAGACUUCAUGGACAGGUGCGACAUCUUGGCGCUGACCAAGACUGCUGUCGUCCUCCCGAAAGAUGAGUCCUGUGCACAUACCAUCCUGCCCUGAGAGCAUCCUUUGCUCUUUCCUUUCGACUUGUGGUCCUCCCAGAACCCACAGCCUUGCUCCAGAUGACAGGUCUUCAGCUCAGUGGCUUGUUGAGAAGUGUUUGGUGACCCACGGCCAUCGAAAGUGUGAAACUCAAGGAGCUCUGACCUCAGAGGAUGAGGAAGGAGGGUCGCCUCCCUAAGCUGGGCCCCCUGCCCUGUGUCCUCCCAAGUGCUCCCCACCACUGGCAUGCUGCUGUGAAAUAGACCAUGGGAAGGCAGUGUG